UCUCAAUUUACGAAUGUUUUCAAAUGAACCACAGUAUACAAAAAAUGUAAUGUAAUCGAAUCGAUAAAACAUCGCGCGCAAGCGCAUUGUACUGAAAUGGAUUUUUGGUUAUCCACUUGAAGUUUUUGUGUUUUUAUUUGAUUAGACAAAAUAAUACGACAAAGGGGAUUAUUGUAUAUUUUGCAUUUUAACAACGAAUAUAAUGGAGUACAAUAAACCAGCUAUAUUGCUUGGUUUUGACGAUGAACCCAUCACUGAAAAACAUAGAACACAAGUUAACUUUUCUGUCAAUAAAAUAGGAGGAAUGCCUGAUUACCCCUUAAGCAUCAAUUUAGACCCUCCAAUUUGCAAUUUGUGUCAAUUACCCAGACCUCUAAUAGUGCAAGUUUACGCGCCACUCGAAAAUUCCACUUUUCAUCGCACUCUUUAUUUAUUCGCUUGCAUCAAUCCGAACUGCUGGAACCUCAACGAAAGUUGGAUAUGCUUGAGAGUCCAAUCGCAGGAAAAGAUCACUGAUAAAUCUGAAGAGACGUCCGGUGCUCAGAAAACCAAUGCGACUGAUUGGUGUGCCGAUGCUGACGAUUGGGAUGACGAGAACAAUGCAAAUUUGAACGAAGAAAACGGGAAUCUUAUAAGCAACAUGGAAAAAGUAUCAGAUGAAGAUGAGGAGGAGAGCUGUUCCCUAGAAGAUUCCCUCAGGUCAGGCUUCGGGAAUUUGUCAGUCGAUGACCGAAAUGCUAAUAAGGGGGCUCAAGGCGGCGCAGUGGGUCGCUUGCACUCUCCUCCUGCAACCGCAGAAAUAGAAGGCAACGAAGGGGAGGUAAUAAGCAUCGAUACUCCAACGUUUCCCCAACGUGAUAUAGCGUCUAUUCUCCAAGAAGCCGCCCCCGUUCCGCAUGACAUCUGUCGCUCGGGCUCUCGAAGGGCUUCCCUAGUCCAGUUCUCGCCAUGCUUCGUGGCAGUUUGGGAGGAAUCAAACGAAAAACUCACUGCUAACAUUACCGACCGACACGUGAAAGACCUGCUGCAGGAGUACCAGCAGAAGCACGAAGAAAAUUUAGUGCUGGGGGGAAGCCCCGAAGGCGGAGGGGUCGCUGAAGGUGGCGAAGGGUACGAGAAAAGCCACCCGGCGCACGGUGAUAAAAUGUUCCAUCAUUUCUUAACUAAAAUACAAAGCACUCCAGGGCAAAUUUUGAGGUACGGCAGAGAAUCAUCCCCAUUACUUCUGUAUCCGAUACAAGAGUCUCAGAAAAAGUGCCAGUAUUGUCAAGGGGACUUGGUAUUCGAAUUUCAAUUAAUACCUACGAUAAUAUCCAAGUUGAGGCUCGUCACUGACGCUAAGCAAGUACCAAGGCUGGAGUUUGGUACUGUCCUAGUUUACACAUGCAGGAAGAGUUGUUGGGCUUCUGAAGCCGCGGCUCGAGUAGAGACUGUGAUCAUGCAGAGCGAAGUUUAUUAGGCUUCAGUUAACUCGAAUACAGGGAUAAUAUUUAUUGGAGUAUACCCACGUCGUUUCUAGAAUCAUGUACGAGGGCGAGUCAAAUAUGAACCGGAUUUUUCUUCUUAAUGCUGUCUAUAGGUGAAGUGAGUAACAUGACGUCUUGAUAUACGUUGCAUGGGGAUGUAAAGUAAAGGUGAGUAAGUUAUUUUGGCUCGUUGGAGUCGAUUGGCUGUUAGUACAUUAGUUGGUACAUUGGCAACGUUAGGGAGGCCACGCACAUGCAUUAACUCAAGAAAACUUGGACAAAAUGUAUUGGAAAAUACUCUAGAACAACCACCCUACAGUCCCGAUUUAUCGCCAUGCAACCAUCACAUGUUUAGGCCACUCAAUAAAAGAGAUUACAUAGAAAAAUAAGAUGUAAUCAAAAUUAUAUUUAAUAUACUAAUAAAUUAAUUUAUUUAAUUUACUAAAUUCCGGUUCAUAUUUGAUUCACCCUCGUAUUUAUGCAUGUAAAAUGUACCCUGCUGUAGGUACUUCGUUGCAAACGUUGCAGUAACACGAUAAUUUGUUUCGAAAUCGAAUUGUGUCUCCAUUACUGAUAAUAAUCUAAUAAUGUAAGUUCCCGACUGUAGCGUUAAAAUUUCAUACGUGCCAUCCGAAUCACAUUAACAACGUAGAUUUUAUUCUGUCAAUUAAUUAAGAAACGUUUUAUUUUCGUGCAAAAAUUCGAUGCAAUCAAAUCUAUAAUGUAUAAAAAGAUAAUAAUAGAAAAUUUGUGAUUUUUUAAUAUCUUUACCUUUAAAUUUUUAUAGUGUACAUUAUAAUAUUGUUGACCUAAAAUUAUACUCUGUAUAUACAUUUCAAAAUUAUACAUUGUUAAUCUACACGCCAAAUAUACAAAUGAUAGUAUGUAAGAGCAUAUAUCAUGUUUAGGGCACCAAAUGUAAUGAUCUGGUGACAUAAUUAGUAAGAGUUUUGAACCGGUAUUAGACGUGUUCAAUAAGAAACAAAAAUGCAAUAAUUUCAGUAGAAAAUUUUUUGUUUUAGUUCAACUUAUGGUUAAUUUUAAAUACGAGAUUUUGCUGUCAAAAAUAUCAAUACUCGAUAGUGAUUAUAAUUUUUCAUACAUGCUAUAUAAUUGCACCUGAAACCGAUUUGUAACCAACGUUAAAAUAUAGACGAAACAAUGAUUUUUCUUUUCAUUCUCCUUUACUGACCCCCUAAAUAAAAUAUAGACCAAUUAAAAAUCAAA
This is a messenger RNA of Phyllotreta striolata, 2693 nucleotides long. The record is from the annotation of a GenBank genome assembly. Lineage: Eukaryota; Metazoa; Arthropoda; Insecta; Coleoptera; Chrysomelidae.